Messenger RNA from Cavia porcellus (domestic guinea pig), 650 nucleotides. It is a transcript of the gene Mrpl51, whose product is annotated as mitochondrial ribosomal protein L51. Lineage: Eukaryota; Metazoa; Chordata; Mammalia; Rodentia; Caviidae. Gene Ontology annotation, cellular component: mitochondrial large ribosomal subunit. Gene Ontology annotation, biological process: translation. Gene Ontology annotation, molecular function: structural constituent of ribosome. The transcript is spliced from 3 exons. The coding region runs from base 166 to 552 and encodes 128 amino acids. The record is from RefSeq and is a predicted model, not a curated record.
GCAUACGCUCAAAGCUACCUGGGUAAGAUCCAAAAUGGCUUCCCGCGUGCUGAAACCGGUGUAAGGGCUACAGGGAAGUUUCGCGCUGUCAUCUCCUUGAAGGCCAAACCUGGUCCACUUUCUAGGGCUCAUUUGAUGUGCUGUUCAGAGGAUUAGCCGAGGGCAAUGUCAGGGGCCCUCUUUUGGAGGGCUGGUAGGGGCCUGUGCGGCUUGGUGACCUUGGCUUGCAGAAACUUCUCGCUGGGUGUUCCUGGAUUGUCCCGUAUAAGGCUCACUCUGCCGCCUCCCAAAGUGGUUGAUCGUUGGAACGAGAAGAGGGCCAUGUUUGGAGUAUAUGACAACAUCGGCAUCCUAGGAGACUUUGAAAAACACCCCAAAGACCUGAUCAGGGGCCCCAGAUGGCUUCGAGGUUGGAAGGGAAAUGAGUUACAGCGAUGUAUCCGAAAGAAGAAAAUGGUUGGAAAUAGAAUGUUCAUUGAUGACCUGCAUAAUCUUAAAAAACGUAUCAGCUAUCUCUACAAACACUUUAAUCGUCGUGGGAAGUACCGAUAGAAGAAAAACUGUGGAAGAGGCACAUUUAACUCCCUGGAGAAGAGGGACAGGAUUUUUCCCUAUGAGGAAAGCUAAUAAAAUGGAGCUUUGGGAUCUAA